AUGUCUGUAACCAUUCGAAGAGUCAAAAAGGAAGAUGAAGAAGCAUGGACAAAUUUAUGGGAACAAUACAACGUAUUCUAUAAACGCACAAUUCCAAUCGAAGUGACAAAAAAGACAUUUGAACGAUUGUGUGAUGAAAAUGUUCGCAUGUACGGUGCUGUCGCUGUGGAUAAUUCAUCUCAACAACAAAUUGUUGGAUUCGUGACUUGGUAUCCACAUGCAAAUACAUCAAGUAUUGAAGAAGUUGUUUAUUUGAAUGACUUAUUUGUUGAUCCAACGAUACGCAAUAAAGGUGCAGGUCGUGCUUUGAUCGAACAUGUUGCAGAUCAUGCAAAAACUAUUCCAGCCCAUCAUGUUUAUUGGCUUACACAACACUUCAACCAUCGAGCUCAACUACUCUACACAAAAGUGGCAAACAAAUCCGAUUAUGUACAUUACAUGAAAUCGUUGUGA
Meira miltonrushii is the source of this 453-nucleotide messenger RNA. RefSeq names its product acyl-CoA N-acyltransferase. Gene Ontology annotation, biological process: protein acetylation. Gene Ontology annotation, molecular function: N-acetyltransferase activity. The coding region runs from base 1 to 453 and encodes 150 amino acids. The record is from RefSeq and is a predicted model, not a curated record. NCBI's taxonomy places the organism in Eukaryota, Fungi, Basidiomycota, Exobasidiomycetes, Exobasidiales, Brachybasidiaceae. Gene Ontology annotation, cellular component: cytoplasm. The transcript has a single exon.